ACCCGCCUGGGAUGACAUCACAGUCACAUUAAUGUUACGACAGAUACAUGGCUUAUAAUGAGUUCGUCUCUCUAUAGGCUAACGACACAUAGGCCACGUCUCCUGAGCCUGGACAGUCACCAUAGGGUUGGAACAUGUCAGUCCUUCUUGUACUUGUGAUAGUGAUGUUGUCGCCAAGUGGAACAUUGGCACUACCAGAUCAUGUGCCUGUUGAGAGACAUCCAAACAUAUGCACUAGCAUGGAACCAAAAUCACACCAUCAUCAGCCGACAACGGCCACCGGUCCACCACCGUACAACAUUGAAGUUAGCAGUCCGACGUAUAAAACAGGCGAGUCCAUACAAGUGACUUUGCGAGUGAAUGACAGUAGUGGAGUAUUCUUUAAAGGUUUCUUCUUGCAAGCAAGACGUCAGUGCGAAUUCGUCUUGACCUGUGACCCUGAUUGGACAACUCGACCUGUGGGAUCUUUCAGCGGAGCUCCGAAGGGGGCUGAACCCCUUGCCUGUUCAUCAGAUGCGGAUGCAUUGGGUCAUAACAACAAUCACGCAAUAACCAACAUGACGGUGACAUGGACGCCCGGACCCGAUGAUAAAGAACCUAUUGUUUUCAGGGCCACCAUUGUGCAGGGUCCACCACACAAGUAUUGGUCAGGAGUGCACUCAGAAAUAGUUAACAACAUAGGUUCGUUUACUGCAAGUGUGCAUGUUUCAACUCUUGUGAUAGCUUUGUUGGUGGCCGUCUUCACAUCGAUUUAGACCCUUUCAGUGCCUCAUCAAAAUGUGCUGACGUGGGGCGAUGGUUUUAUUUUUCGACUUUUAUCAAAGUGAAAUCAAACUUUCUAUUUUCAAAGACUGCUGUUUAUAAUUCCAGCAGUCCUGCAUUGUAUUAUGUAAUGAGAUUAAUAAUUUUAUUAGAUUGAUUGUACAAGAUAAAUAUAAGUUUAGUAUAGACCUUUAUCAUCGUUGAUAAACAAAAUGCGCUGGUUGGCAUGUACGGCCGGUUGUUAUACCAAAAACAUUCAAUCGUGUUAACAUAAUGUUCCGACAAAAUUCAAAUUUUGUUUGCAAACUUCCAAUUUAAUAACUAACCACAAAAGACUGCUUACUUUGUUUCCAACAUAUUCAACACUAUUAUGAAUAGUUGUGUGACAUUGUUAGAAACUAUUGCCAUCUGUUGUUGUUUUGCAUUAGUGGCUUUCCAUAGUUUUCCAACCUCGGUUGGCAAACAAUCGGGUUAUGACGUUGCAAUA
Messenger RNA from Asterias rubens (European starfish), 1249 nucleotides. Its product is annotated as putative defense protein 3. The coding region runs from base 135 to 755 and encodes 206 amino acids. Gene Ontology annotation, molecular function: oxidoreductase activity, acting on metal ions. The record is from RefSeq and is a predicted model, not a curated record. The transcript has 6 exons. NCBI's taxonomy places the organism in Eukaryota, Metazoa, Echinodermata, Asteroidea, Forcipulatida, Asteriidae.